CCUCACUAAUUUUUAUCACUAUCUUAUGUGGAUAACUAGGUUAAAAUUUGUUAACUCGUGAUUUUAGAUUUAUACCCCCGGAGGGGAGAUAAUAAUUUUAGAAUAGGUAAUGAUGGAGAAAAAUUGCACUUUGGUGCAUGAUGGAAUCUUGAGAAAAAAACUCCCUAACUCAACACAAUCCCAAAAUUAUAUAAAUAAAUAAAAUUGUAUAAACAAAUUGAAAGAUAAUUGGAGAGAAUUUGAGGAUGGAGUUGGAAGAAUUGAGACUGAGGGUGAGGGCUGCUCACCCGACUGCUGAGUCUGAUGUUGAAGCGCUUUUUAACACUAAUGACGUGUCAAAUGACGGACUUUUACCCUACGACAUCGUAGAUGCUCUUUUAAGACAUUAUUUAUUACUUCAAGGUUUUCAAGACCAUAUCUUCCAAUUUCUCGAUACUAAUGGUAAGUUGGAUUUGGGUUAUGUGCGGAAAAUGAUGCAUGAGAGUAACAUGUUAGUGGUGAACGAGGAGACGAUGUUAAGCUGUGAGGAGAUGAAACUGCUGGCCGUAAUCUGGCUCAAAUUGCUAAGCGACUCCUACCUCGCCAAAACACUAAACCAACCAAACCCCAACCAACUCCAAGUUCUCAACCCAAACGAUUCUGUUACCUCAAAUCAACUCAUACAUCUCACCACUCAUACUAAUACUAAUACUAUGGAGAAUGUGAGUAAUGAGGAGAAUAUGGACAAUAGUAUGGGUAAUGAGGAGAAUAAUGUAGAAGAGGGAUUGGAGAGAUAUAUGAGUAAUAUAAGGGAUGAGAUAGAGAAGAAUAGGAUGUGUGGGAUAAAGUGUUAUGCGUAUCCGGCGUCGUUGACGCCAAACGGUUCAUGCGCUUCCGCAGGCGCCGUCGUACCACACCGCAGACUCAAAACACACAAACAACAUAAAAACCUCUUCACACUCUUCGGGUGCUGCUAAUACCACUAGUAAUGUUAACACACACUAGUAAUGUUAACACACACUGGUAAUUAUUGUUUGAUCAUAAUUUAUAGAAAAUAAUUGUAAAAAAUGGGUAAAAAAAAUAAAAUGCCAAAGUUGAUCGGGUUAG
Molecule: messenger RNA, 1086 nt
Organism: Theileria parva strain Muguga
Lineage: Eukaryota; Apicomplexa; Aconoidasida; Piroplasmida; Theileriidae
Exons: 2
Coding region: 246-956 (236 amino acids)
Source: RefSeq, a predicted model, not a curated record